UUCUCAAUAUGCUGUCGCACUGACAGCUACACAAACCGCUGAACAAUAUCGUUAAUAUGAGCAAAAUAAAUCUUGACAGAGAACUGUAAUAUCUUAAGUGAUGAUGAUGUACUAAAAGAUAAACUGACAGUGGUCUUACGGAUUGUGCGAUUGAAUACCAAACACCAUUUAACGAAUAAUAAGAUCUGAGAAUGAACAUUCCUGGAUUUACAUACUUAACAUUGUUGCAUUUUCUGGGCAGGGACGUGUAAUUAAUAUUCUUCUCUAGAAACAGGGAUUUGUUCAGAUCUGAUUGCGUUCGGUUGUCUGAAACUGACAAGGAAGCCUGCAGUCGAUGUUUGAAUGCAUUUGAAAUGACUCCGGAGUUACUACCAUCGCUCUUUAUUAUCUUAAUUGUUCUGAGGAAUGCCUUUGGAAUUAUUACAGACGAACAACGGCUUCAUCACGAAAUUAUGCAGAAACGGCAUUUCAGUAAGCUGAUAAAACCUCCAGGGGAAGGUGACAACAAUACAUUGACCGUCAAAAUUGCUAUGAGACUCUCUGAGCUUCUGUAUGUAUCUGAAAGAAACCAAAUUGUUACAACGAAAAUGUGGUUGAGGCAUGAGUGGUACGAUGUUCGAAUGAAGUGGGACCCUACAGACUUUGGGAAUAUCACCUAUACACACUUCCCCAUCGAGGAUAUGUGGCGACCAGACAUUGUUCUUUACAACAAUGCUGAUGGCGAUUUUGAGGUUACCCUUCUCAUAAAAGCGUACGUUAUGUACACAGGCAUGGUUAUAUGGGAGCCACCAGCCAUUUACAAGAGUUAUUGUCCAAUAAAUGUCGAGUACUUUCCGUUUGAUGAGCAGGAAUGCUUCUUCAAGUUCAGCUCAUGGGCGUAUGAUGGUAUUGAGGUGGACCUCCGCCAUGUCUGGGAAGAGGAAAGGGGAAUCAUUGAAAACAAUCAAACAAAAAUUCCAAUGGGUGUUGACCUGUGUGAUUACAGUCAAAACUUCGAGUGGGAUAUCAUCAACGUUACCGCUACAAGGAAAGUAAAGUUCUAUCCCUGUUGCCCAAACAUGCCUUAUCCUGAUAUAACGUUCUGGAUUACAAUACGUCGCAAAACUUUGUUCUAUACAGUUAACUUGAUAAUGCCUAUUGUUGCCAUUUCAACACUGACUGCUCUUGUGUUUUAUUUACCGAGUGAAUCUGGCGAGAAGAUAACCUUGUCAAUCUCUAUUCUUCUAGCACUAACUGUGUUCUUUUUGCUUCUAUCUGAUAUCAAUCCUCCAACGUCAUUGGUGAUACCAUUGAUCGGUAAAUAUUUGCUCUUCACUAUGAUCGUUGUGACAAUGUCUAUAUUUCUGACAGUGUACACAUUGAGUGUUCAUUUUCGCUCCCCUGCAACUCAUAAGAUGACGGCAUGGACGAGGAAACUCUUUAUUGAAAUACUUCCUCAAGUUUUGUGCAUGAAAAGACCUGAUCAGGAAGAUGUAAAGCUGUGUAACCUUAUGGAUGAAAUUGUAAGCGAGGGGACCGAAAACAAGAAAAAUACGGCGAGAUUCCUGUUACGGCAACAUUACAGAGAUGUUGAAAACCUAAACAGCGGUGAAGCCAAAUUUCGCAGAAUAAGGACCAUAAAAAGUAUUUACAAUUAUCCUGACAAAAUCAAAGCAUCAUUGAGAGGAUUGACUUAUAUAGCUGAACACAUGAGGAACAGCGACAAAGAAAAAAAGGACAUGUUGGACUGGAACUAUGUUGCCAUGGUGAUGGACCGCCUGUUCCUGUUCCUUUUCACUUCUGCCUGUACAGUAGGGACUUUGACAAUCUUCCUGAGUGCGCCCUCUAUCCAUAAUCCUCAGCCGCCACUUACACGGAGCGACUUAUUCUGUUCUAGGAGAUGAUAGCGGUUGUGGUGUUGUUUAAGGCCAAAUAAAGACAAAACAAAUUGUUUAACAGAAAUGAAUUGAUCAUUUUAACGACACAUUUUAUUAUGUAUAUACAAAUAUAUACGAUAUGAAAUGAACUAUUACAAAAACAAAAUACAACUAAGCAGUUGAAAUAUCUGUUUCCCUUAUGUGACCAAACAGUUUAAGUGUGACUUAAGUAUAUGAUAAAAUUCCGGAACAAAUAUACUUCAUCAUUCCUUUCGGACUUAAAGACAAGCAUGUAAACGAACAGACCUAUGCGACUCACUCAAAAAGUUUCACAAAAUAAAAUAAUAAUCGAAGUCGGACAAACUCCAUCCAUACAAUAAGUUAAGAAUAAGGGGUUAAACUUUUCAAGAUGUGUUUCAUUUGCGUCACUGAUUUUGCAGCUUUCUUUCAAUUGUAUAACUGUGACUAGUCGGCCAAACUCCAUCCAUACAAUAAGUAAAGAAUAAGGGGUUAAACUUUUCAAGAUGUGUUUCAUUUGUGUCACUGAUUUUGCAGCUUUCUUUCAAUUGUAUAACUGUGACUAUGGAUCUAUCUUUAUAAGGGCAUUUGCGAUUGAGUACCUUGAAAGGUAUACACAAAGUAGUGCCUAGUAUUGCACUUUUUGAAAAUGUUUAUGCUAGAACACAAUAUAUCUGUUUAUGACUGCAAGGUUGUUUAAGGUCAAACAUGGACCAGAAGAAAUAUACACAUAGUGUAUUCCGCUCAAAGUGAUGAUAAUGUUGUACAAGAGAUUGACAGUAAACAAAUAUAAUUCUGUAUUUACGAGAGGUCAAAUGUACAAAUUUUAAAGGUACGAAAUGAACGAAUUUUAGAAGCGAAAUUAACCAAUUUCUGGAUCGACCCUCGUAAGAUAUAUUGGAAGAGUGUUCCGCUCCUUGGGAUGCUAAUGUUGUACAAGAGAUUUGGAGUAUAUGCUAUGUAAAACGUAUACCAUUCAAAGUUGUUUUUAAAGUGUGAUCAUAUUAUUAUGUUAUUGCCGUAUCAUAAAUUAAAUGAACAUAUGUA
Molecule: messenger RNA, 2921 nt
Organism: Mya arenaria
Lineage: Eukaryota; Metazoa; Mollusca; Bivalvia; Myida; Myidae
Product: acetylcholine receptor subunit alpha-like 1
Exons: 7
Coding region: 354-1883 (509 amino acids)
Biological process (GO): nervous system process; regulation of membrane potential; signal transduction
Cellular component (GO): synapse; postsynaptic membrane; neuron projection
Molecular function (GO): transmembrane signaling receptor activity; acetylcholine-gated monoatomic cation-selective channel activity
Source: RefSeq, a predicted model, not a curated record